GAAAACCAAACGAUGGUUACAGAAUUCAUCCUUCUGGGAUUCGGAGACAACCCAGAUCUUCAGAUAUUUCUCUUUUUGAUAGUCCUUAUUAUCUACACGGUGACCAUGGUUGGGAACAUCCUCAUCGUUGUUCUUGUUGUGACUGACCAACACCUGCACACACCAAUGUACUAUUUCCUGGGAAAUCUUUCCUGUUUGGAGACCUUCUAUAGUUCUACCAUUCUCCCCAGGAUGUUGGCCAGUUUUGUGACUGGAAACAGAUCCAUUUCUUUCAUUGGCUGUUUUCUACAGAUGUAUUUCUUUGGUUCUCUUGCUGCAACAGAAUGUUUCCUCUUGUCCGCCAUGUCAUAUGACAGAUACCUGGCCAUCUGCAAACCUUUGCAUUACACAACCCUGAUGAACCAUAGAGAUUGCCUACAUUUAGUUGUUGGGUCUUGGAUAAGUGGCUUUCUAGGAAACAGCAUAUUGUUUCCUCUGCUGCAGUUAACAUUCUGCGGAAGAAAUGACAUCGAUCAUUUCUUUUGUGACUUCAACCCCUUACUAAAAUUAGCCUGCAGUGACAUUCAUAAAAUAGUCAUUUUGGCUUUUAUCAUUGCUUGCAUAUUCACAUUGCCUCCUUUUCUCUUGACUGUGACAUCCUAUGUUUGCAUCAUUGCCACCAUCCUGAGAAUCCCCUCUUCUGUAGGAAGGCAGAAGGCUUUCUCGACCUGCUCCUCCCACCUCAUAGUGGUCACCAUUUUCUAUGGCACACUGAUGAUUGUCUAUAUGCUGCCUAACACCCAAGCACUGGGAGACCUGAACAAAGUCUUCUCGGCCUUUUACACGGUCUUGACCCCUAUGGCAAAUCCCCUUAUAUACAGCUUGAGAAACAAAGAGGUCAAACAGGCCUUGAAGAAAGUUCAAGAAAAAAUAAUGCCAGCUAGAUUCCUAAGCUAA
Molecule: messenger RNA, 936 nt
Organism: Sphaerodactylus townsendi
Lineage: Eukaryota; Metazoa; Chordata; Lepidosauria; Squamata; Sphaerodactylidae
Product: olfactory receptor 1020-like
Exons: 1
Coding region: 13-936 (307 amino acids)
Biological process (GO): G protein-coupled receptor signaling pathway
Cellular component (GO): membrane
Molecular function (GO): olfactory receptor activity; G protein-coupled receptor activity
Source: RefSeq, a predicted model, not a curated record